This is a messenger RNA of Antechinus flavipes (yellow-footed antechinus), 2054 nucleotides long. It is a transcript of the gene PRTFDC1, whose product is annotated as phosphoribosyl transferase domain containing 1. The record is from RefSeq and is a predicted model, not a curated record. Bases 69 to 746 code for a protein of 225 amino acids. Gene Ontology annotation, molecular function: hypoxanthine phosphoribosyltransferase activity. Gene Ontology annotation, biological process: purine ribonucleoside salvage. Lineage: Eukaryota; Metazoa; Chordata; Mammalia; Dasyuromorphia; Dasyuridae. The transcript has 9 exons.
CACUCCCCCCCUCCUGGAGCUCCGGGCUCCCUUUCUUUCCUUCCUUCCUGCUUUCCUCCAGGAGAAACAUGGCUGGGAAGAGAGAGGAGGCGCGAGACAACGGGCGUGGGGUCGUGAUUUCUGAUGACUGGCCAGGCUAUCACUUGGAUUUAUUCACUUACCCACAGCACUAUUGUGGAGAUUUGAACCGCGUGCUUAUACCCCAUGGUGUCAUUGUGGACAGAACUGAGAAGUUGGCAAAGGAUAUCAUGAAUGAUAUUGGAUUCUGUGACAUCGUGGUUCUGUGUGUGCUUAAAGGAAGCUACAAAUUCUGUGCUGACCUUGUGGAGAAUCUAAAGAAUAUCAGUCGAAAUUCAGAUACAUUUGUCUCAAUGAAGGUUGACUUCAUCAGACUAAAGAGUUACCAGAAUGACCAAUCCAUGGGUGAUAUGCAGAUAAGCGGAGGGGAUGAUCUUUCUAAACUAUCUGGCAAGAAUGUACUCAUUGUGGAGGAUAUUGUUGCAACUGGGAGGACCAUGAAAUCUCUGCUUGGCAAAAUAGAAAAAUACAAGCCCAACAUGAUUAAGGUAGUGAGUUUGUUGGUGAAAAGAACCCCGAGAAGUGACGGCUUUCGACCUGACUAUACUGGAUUUGAGAUUCCAGAUUUAUUUGUGGUGGGCUAUGCCUUAGACUACAAUGAAUACUUCAGAGAUCUCAAUCAUAUAUGCGUGAUCAGUGAACAAGGCAAAGGGAAAUAUCGAGUCUAAAGAAGUACGUUCUCACUACCUGAAAAUUUGUGAAUUUCCUCAAUUCCCUAAUUAUCUUUGCUUUUGACUACAAUCAAGAAGCCAGUUUGUAUGUUUGUGAAAGUCGGCUCUGCAGGCAUCUUCAUGGAUUAGGACAUUAAAAAAGUGGUUUCAUCUGAAAGCAUUCUUUUCAGGGCUCGUGACAUCUUCAUCAUGAAAUACACAGCUUGCCUUUUUCUUAAUUUGUUCCAAAUCAAACACUCCACCUGGUGACUCAUGCUACCUUCAUACUCCCAUGCUACACAUUUUUUGGUCUGGAGAGUCCUUUGUGCUCACUACUUUUCCCUGAAAUUCCCCAUCCCCCUUCUCAUUCCUCAAUGGUUUAUUUUUGGUUUAUGUUAUUUUUUGCCUAAUAAUUACUUGACUUUUUUUUCCUUUUGGUCACAAACUGAGAGCUGAAUCGUUUUGUCUGAGAUCUGAGCCCACACAACUGAGAUGCACACAUGUUCCUGUGCCCAAAAGGAAGGGAGGGGGGAAGGCAGUUUAAUAUAUAUUUAUGUGUUUGCACAUUUCUGACAGCCCAUUAUCAUUUGCUUUGUCAAAACCUUUCAGAACCUCAGGGUAUGCUGAAUCUUAAUGACACUAUGAAAUGAGCCUUUACAUGGUACUCUUGAUUUGAGCUUCCAGGACGUGACUGUGACAUGUUGAGUAUGCACAGACGUGCUCAACUGUGUUUAAUACACUGAAUUUUAAUUAGAAAAAAACACAAUGCCGGGAAGGCUUUCAUUUUUAAGCUAUGUCCCUUGAUUUGAGUGGUCCCUGAGCAAAUGACUAGAUCUGGAAUAGGGAGGACAGCUCCUUUCACAUAUAUAUUCCCAUGCUUGGAGCUAAUCAAGUAGAAGUCUGUGCUUAUGUUGAAAUUAUUCCAAUGCUACUUUCAAUUUUCCUCUCUUUUAUGUCCGAGGGUGUUUCUCUGGUUCCUCCCCCACCUCCACCCCCCAACACAUACACUGUCAUAAAUGUGAAUACAAGAAUAAAAGAAAUUCUCUUGUGCAAACGGUACAACAAGCAAGGGAUCACAAAGGGGAACUGACUUCACAACUUCGCCAUUUUUACAAGAUCUUUUCCUAAUUUACAAGGGAGUUUAAUGGAAAAUAAGCUUUGGAGUGCCAAUAGGUCUUACCCUGCUCUCCUUCACUUCCUGAAAGAAGCUGUCUCAGCACAAAUAACUGAGUAGCCUUUGCUUUGUUCAGAACCCUAUGGGGCAUAUUAUUGUUAAGCUCCAGCUUCUUUUAAACUAAUAAAGAAUAAGAAAACUUGUUAAAUUUC